Molecule: messenger RNA, 2491 nt
Organism: Tribolium castaneum (red flour beetle)
Lineage: Eukaryota; Metazoa; Arthropoda; Insecta; Coleoptera; Tenebrionidae
Gene: Fim
Product: Fimbrin
Exons: 6
Coding region: 30-1898 (622 amino acids)
Biological process (GO): actin filament bundle assembly; actin filament network formation
Cellular component (GO): actin filament; cytoplasm; actin filament bundle
Molecular function (GO): calcium ion binding; actin filament binding
Source: RefSeq, marked inferred
GUUCUUGAUUCUCGAAGGUUGUGUACAAAAUGGCCCUCUCAAGCACAGACGAAGACUUUUUGGAAGCUUUUCAACAAAUCGACAAAAACGGCGAUGGAUACAUCGAUUUGAAGGAAUUGCGGGACGCUUUGGAUGCCUGCGGGUUCAAAAUCCCGGGCUUCAAGGCCCGGGCGAUGGAGGAAGAGUUCAACAACUCGAACCGGGCCCGAAUCCCGGGCAAAAUGACCUUAGAAGAGUUCCAGAAGUUGUGCAGCGACUUGAAAGCGAACGAAGUGGCGAGUACCUUCAAAAUGGCCGUCACAAAACGCGAGAAUUUGCAACAUUUGGGCGGAACCUCGGAGGCUUCGAACGAAGGGACCACGCAUUCGGUGCGAGUGGAGGAACAGUUGGCCUUCUCGGACUGGAUCAACUCAAAUCUGAGACACGAUCCCGACUUGAAGGACCUCCUCCCGAUUGAUCCCGAGGGAAAAUCGCUCUACGAUAAAGUCAAAAGCGGGAUUCUCCUAUGCAAAAUCAUCAACCAUUCGUGUCCCGACACGAUAGACGAACGAGCAAUUAACAAGAAAAACCUAACUUUAUACACCAAAUUAGAGAACUUGACUCUAGCCUUAUCGUCAGCACAAGCAAUCGGUUGCAAUGUUAUCAAUAUCGACGCACAUAACUUAUCAAAAGGGACGCCACAUCUCGUCUUAGGGCUGCUCUGGCAAAUCAUUAGAAUCGGACUUUUUAACCAAAUCACUCUGGAGCAUUGUCCAGGCCUUACAACACUCUUAUCAGAAGAUGAGAAAAUUGAGGAUCUUAUGAAACUAUCACCAGAAGCUAUUCUGCUAAGAUGGGUCAAUUAUCACCUCGAGCGGGCCGGCGUAUCGCGACGUAUCAACAACUUCCAAAGUGAUAUCACCGAUUCGGAAGUCUACACGCACUUGCUGAAGCAAAUCGCGCCUCUGGAAGCCGACGUUAACACAAACGCACUUAUGGAGAGGGACUUGCACGAGCGCGCGGAGGUGAUGCUGCAGCAGGCGGCGAAGCUGAAGUGCCGCGCGUUUGUGACGCCCCAGGACGUGGUGAACGGCGUUUACAAGCUGAACUUGGCUUUCGUCGCGAAUUUGUUCAACAACCACCCGGGUCUGAACGAAACCAACGGGGUUUUGGAGGGUUACGAGACGGUUGAAGAGACUCGCGAAGAGCGAACUUACCGCAACUGGAUCAACUCCAUGGGCGUCAGCCCCCACGUAAACUGGCUGUACUCCGACCUUGCCGACGGUCUUGUAGUCUUCCAACUGUACGAUAUUAUCAAACCAAACAUUGUCAAUUGGAAUAAGGUCCACCGGAAGUUCACAAAUCCGCGGAAGAAGUUUAUGGAGAAGUUGGAGAAUUGCAACUAUGCUAUCGAGCUGGGGCGGGAGAUUAAGUUUUCGUUGGUGGGGAUUGCGGGGCAAGAUAUCAACGAAGGGAAUGUGACUUUGACGUUGGCUCUGAUCUGGCAGUUGAUGCGCGCUUACACUUUGACGGUUUUGUCGCAAUUGGCCGAGUCGGGGAACCCCAUUGUGGAGAAGGAGAUCGUGCAAUGGGUCAAUAAUAAGCUGAAUUCUGCGGGGAAAAAUUCCUCAAUCCGGAGCUUCCAAGAUUCGACAAUAGCCGAUGCUAAGGUGGUCAUCGAUCUAAUCGAUGCUAUCAAACCUGGAGCUAUUAACUACGAUUUAGUCAAGACUGGAGGUACUGAAGAAGAUAAUCUUGCAAAUGCUAAAUAUGCGAUUUCGAUGUCGCGCAAAGCCGGUGCUAGGGUGUAUGCACUUCCGGAAGAUAUUGCUGAGGUUAAACCGAAGAUGGUGAUGACAGUAUUCGCUUGUUUGAUGGCUUUAGAUUAUACGCCCAAUAUGGACUCUCGCCGACAGUAGGCAAACCAGGGUUAGGGGUUUUCUUGUAUUGGGUUUUUUCACGAAGUUGUCACUCUCAUAUCAUACUUAUUUUGCUUAGUCUGUGAUCACCAGCAUUCCAAUAUUCAAGACCAAUGUAUAUAACUUAAUUUAAGUGAAACCUUUGAGGUUUGCGUGCAAUAAAAUUUAUUUUGGGCUGUAACAAUGACGACGUAUUUUCCAAAAUUGAUCAUUCCCAUUACAAGUUGUGUAUAUUUGAUACAUUCCUUCUAUUUAUUUAUGUUGGGGAGUGAAGUGCCAUUUUACUUUUAGUAAAACAUAUUACAUACUAUUCCAACCGUAAUUAAGUCUAGACUAUGUCAACUUUCUAAUUUUAUAAGAUAUUGUAUUUACUACAAAAUCUGGAUUAAGUGGCGCACAAUUGUAAAAUGGACCAUAACUUAACAUUCUGUCCGCUUCUAGCAGGAGUGAAAUUUAUUAUUGUAGUACGUAAGAAUGGACCUCUUCUUCCAUUUUUCAACCCAAAUCCAGUUACAGUUACCAUUUCUUCCUGUUGCGAUUUUUACAAUCGUCGCACUUGAUCCAUAACAGUACUAAUAAAAAAAUUAAUUAAU